Molecule: messenger RNA, 1626 nt
Organism: Folsomia candida
Lineage: Eukaryota; Metazoa; Arthropoda; Collembola; Entomobryomorpha; Isotomidae
Product: organic cation transporter protein
Exons: 9
Coding region: 74-1324 (416 amino acids)
Biological process (GO): transmembrane transport
Cellular component (GO): membrane
Molecular function (GO): transmembrane transporter activity
Source: RefSeq, a predicted model, not a curated record
GACAGGGAGAAGUUUCAACAUUUCUGCCGAAGAUAUUAAGACUGAUGACGUCUGCGAUGGGAUUUUGAGACCGAUGGGACAUCACUACACCUCCGUUGUGCAAGAGUGGUCACUGGUCGGGAGCAAAGCAUGGGUGUCAGAUUUAGUUACCAGUGUGCAAAUGCUGGGAAGUAUGACGGGUGCAUUGUUGGCUUCUCAGUUUGCUGAAAGUUUUGGGAGAAAGAAGGCCCAUUUUGGAUUGUGCUUUCUCAUGGGAGGUUUUGGUUUUGCGUCUGGUUGGGCGCCAGACCCUUAUUCCUACGCUGCGACCAGAUUCGUUGCAGGAUUUGCGGUUGGUGGUUGUUUCGUUGUUUAUAUGAAUUAUCUCAUGGAGUUUUUGACCCCAUCGUUCCGAACGAUUUGUGGGUGCGUGAGUCUCUGGGCGGUGGGAGAAAUGAUGCUGGCCUUCAUCGCGUACAACCUCCCGCACUGGAGACACUUAACUUUUGCCACGACGUUGCCCACCUUUUUAAUAUUUUUCGCUUAUCCUUUUUUCCCAGAAAGCCCACGCUGGCUUUUAUGCAAGGAAAGGACGGAAGAAGCGUUGGAAGUUUUCGACAAGAUUGCCAGAUGGAACAGGAAGCCUGGCAUGGAUCCUGCGGAGAUAAAGACGCUCCAAAAAUGCAUCACCCACAGCGUGGACUCCUCCUCGGAAUCGUUAUCCAUCGUGGAAUCCUUUAAAAUCCUCAAGUUUAAGGAGUUUCGGGUGCAAUUAGUGAUUCUUAUGGUGGCCUGGUUUACGUGUCAAUUGGUUUAUUACGGGAUCAGUUUUAACAUGAAGCAUUUGGAUGGGAAUCCAUACUGGAACGUGUUUUACAUGGGGGUUCUCGAUCUGCCGGGAAGCUUUACAGGGAUUUUGUUCAAUAAUAGACUAGGACGGAAGAAAACGUUCAUUAGUUUCCUCGUGAUUGCGUCAUUCUUCUUGGUGGGCCUGGCUGCCAUCGAUAUCACGUUAUCCAUCGAGUAUCCCGCCUUGGUCAAUGUGCUUUCCCUCAUAUCUCGAUACUUCAUUUCCGCUGCCUUCGCAGUUUUGUCCUGCUUCACGGCAGAAUCCUUCCCAACCGUGGGGCGAGUUAGUUGCAUGGGGUUGUGCGCUCUUUGUGGAAACAUUGGGGCAGUUUUUGCCCCACAAUUUACAUUUCUGGGCACGAUGGCGAAAUCCGCCCAUUUCAUCAGCUUUGGAUUACUGAGUCUUAUCACGGUCGGGGUAUCCUGGAAGUUGAAGGACAGCACGGGAAAACCACUGCAAGACUCGGUCGAAUUAAGUCAAGUCGCAUCACCGUGAAGUUUAAAGUUUAAUCAUCUUUGAAUUGAACAGUGAUGGUCAUUGGUCAGUAUUAAUCAGAUCUUUUGCUCGGGAGGAUUCUCUGCCAGUCAUAAAUACAAACCAGCACUUUGAACAAUUUGUUUUUACACGUAUUUACAUAUGAGAAAUGCCAUUUUCAUGUACGCAAAUCAUCAUUGCAUAUAACUCCACUAUGAUUCUUGGUUUUAGAUUUAUUAGUUCAUGAAUCAUUUUGUAGUGUGUAAAAAAAUGUAUGCGUUAGUUUUAAAAGAAAUAAAUGGAUAAAUUAUUAUUAAUCAAGA